UGUUACCAUGGAGGCAGGACCGCAGUGCUCUGAGGCGGAGAGUCCCGGCCACCCCUUUCUUCCUUUCUAGACCUUAGUGCCUGUUCCGGAGUAUAAUGGUCUUCACAGUUCCCGACCUACUGGCUCCGGCGGACCGCGGGAUUUGGGGGCAAGUAAAAUUAGGCCUCAGAGAGGGGGUCAGGCCCAGUCAUCAAGGGUCCCUAACAAGCCUCCUGAAGAGAACCGAGUCCGAACCACCUUGUAAUAACAUCACGUUUUCAUUCGUCCUUACCUCGCUUUUUUGUAUUUGCCAUUAUUCUUCCGUUAGCCUUACGACGUACACUGCAGCAAGGAUCAUUUUACUCACGGGACAGACUGGGGAAGAGGAGCCAGGGUCAAAUCAAGUAAAUCUUCUGUAGCUACGCCUCCAGGCAUCUGGAAAUGGUCCAUGCUUUUAGCAAACUGCUCUUGCCUAACUGCAAACUAAAACUUGCCAUGAUUUUUGUUCCUUACCAUCUUAGAGGUCUCUAAUGAAUCAGUUUUCAUGGAAUGUUGGAACUGAAAUAGACUUUUGAAAUCAUGUAGUGUUAAUUAAAAAAAAAAAAAUCUUACCUUGAAAGAGAUAAGUUGCUUCUUCUUAAAAAUCACAUAGUCAGGGGCUUCCCUGGUGGCGCAGUGGUUAAGAAUCCGCCUGCCAAUGCAGGAGUCACGGGUUCGAGCUCUGGUCCAGGAAGAGCCCACAUGCCACGGAGCAACUAAGCCCGUGCGCCACAGCUACUGAGCCUGCGCUCUAGAGCCCACAAGCCACAACUACUGAGCCCACGUGCCACAACUACUGAAGUCCAUGUGCCUAGAGCCCAUGCUCUGCAGCAAGAGAAGCCACCAUAAUGAGAAGCCCUCACACUGCAAUGAAGAGUAGCCCCCACUCGCCGCGACUAGAGAAAGCCCCGCACAGCAACGAAGUCCCAACACAGCCAAAAAUAAAUAAAUAAUUUAUUUUUUAAAAAAAUCACAUAGUCAGUGGACAAAACUGGUACUAGAACCGUGGUUCCAUUGGUCUAAGUUUUUUUUUCAUUGAAGUGUCUUUUCUCACAUGGAGCUUAUCUUACUUAUGAUGGGAACGAUGUUAUAUAAUCUGGAGGCAAGGAGAGUUAAUCAAAAACUUUCCUGAUUUUGAUCUCAUGUCUCAUCCAAAUAUACUGCACCAUAAUCAAUUUAUGGAUACUUGGACUUUCAUUAUUUCAGCCAAUAUAAGUUGUCUUCUGUCUUCCACUUUUCUCAUUUCUCAAAAGGAGUAUGGCCAUCCUGAAAAACUUUCUCACUUUUAUGUGCUUUCUUUAAAAAUAAUCUUUCUCUUUCAACAAAGGAAUUCAGAGGCGGCUGACUUUCUAUUCCAGUCUAAGGUUCUUAAGGGAGGUAAAGACAAUUAGAAAAGCAUAAGACACAGUUUUUACUCUGGAGCCCAUGGAUGGGCCAUACGUGUGGAGAGGGGAGGUGGGUGUCCACAAACCCACCAAAAGGUUGACUCUGGAGCAGGACUCUGAGGCUUGCCGUCCUCCAUGCCACUCACCAGAAAAGGGACUGUGAACUGUGCACUGGCUCCAGCCAACAAGGAAGAAUUGCUGGCCCAGCUGGAAGUGAGAAGAGGGGAGUGAGUCUCCUGAGGGCCCUCCCAGAGGCCACCGGGAUCGCCCGAACAAUCCUCCAUGUGAAUCCAUCCCAUGAUGCAACAUGCCUCCCCAGCCCCCGCUCUGACGAUGAUGGCCACGCAGAAUGUCCCUCCCCCUCCCUACCAGGACAGCCCACAGAUGACGGCGACCGCUCAGGCCCCCUCUAAGGCCCAGGCUGUCCACAUCGCCGCACCCUCGGCUGCUGCCAGCACACCUGUGCCCAGUGCCCCCAUCGACCCCCAGGCCCAGCUGGAGGCUGACAAGCGAGCUGUGUACAGGCACCCUCUUUUUCCGCUCCUGACGCUGCUGUUUGAGAAAUGUGAACAGGCCACGCAGGGCUCGGAGUGCAUCACCUCCGCCAGCUUUGACGUGGACAUCGAGAACUUUGUCCACCAGCAAGAGCAAGAGCACAAACCCUUCUUCAGCGACGACCCAGAGCUGGACAACCUGAUGGUGAAGGCAAUCCAGGUCCUGAGAAUCCACCUGCUGGAGCUGGAGAAAGUCAAUGAACUCUGCAAGGACUUUUGUAACCGUUACAUCACCUGCCUCAAAACCAAGAUGCACAGUGAUAACCUGCUCAGGAAUGACCUCGGGGGGCCCUACUCCCCCAACCAGCCCUCCAUAAACCUUCACUCACAGGACCUCCUGCAGAAUUCCCCCAGUUCCAUGUCCGGAGUCUCCAAUAACCCCCAGGGGAUUGUGGUCCCAGCCUCAGCGCUCCAGCAGGGCAACAUCGCCAUGACAACUGUCAACUCACAAGUGGUGUCAGGUGGAGCCUUAUACCAGCCGGUUACCAUGGUAACCUCCCAGGGUCAGGUGGUCACCCAAGCAAUCCCCCAGGGAGCCAUCCAGAUCCAGAACACACAGGUUAACCUUGACCUCACCUCCCUCCUGGAAAAUGAGGAUAAGAAGUCCAAGAACAAACGAGGAGUCUUGCCCAAGCAUGCCACCAAUAUAAUGCGUUCUUGGCUCUUCCAGCAUCUCAUGCACCCCUACCCCACGGAGGAUGAGAAGAGGCAGAUCGCAGCCCAGACAAACCUCACCCUCCUGCAAGUGAAUAACUGGUUCAUCAACGCCCGGAGGCGCAUCUUGCAGCCCAUGCUUGACGCCAGCAACCCCGACCCCGCCCCCAAAGCCAAGAAAAUCAAGUCGCAGCACCGGCCCACCCAAAGAUUCUGGCCCAACUCCAUUGCUGCAGGGGUGCUGCAGCAGCAGGGUGGUGCCCCGGGGACAAACCCCGAUGGUUCCAUCAACCUGGACAAUCUGCAGUCCCUGUCCUCAGACAAUGCCACCAUGGCCAUGCAGCAGGCUAUGAUGGCCGCACACGACGACUCACUGGAUGGGACAGAAGAAGAGGAUGAGGAUGAGAUGGAAGAGGAAGAGGAAGAGGAGCUGGAGGACGAGGCCGACGAGCUGCAGACAACGAAUGUCAGCGACCUGGGCUUGGAGCACAGUGACUCCCUGGAGUAGCCGGGCAGCCCAGGUGGCACUGAUCACCGAGCAGGAGUGUCGUCAGGAGGGCUUCAGGCUCGGGGGGGAGGAGACACGGGCAGGCAGCCCCGAGGAAGUUGGACCCUGGCUUCCCAAAAUCAGUAGCUGGAGGAAAUGCAGAGGAAACACCUGUUCCUUCCCAACCACCAAGCUUCCACCAGUACCCUGGCCCCACUUCCCUAGAGCUGCAGAGGACUCCGUUUGGCGGGGCCAGUCGAGCAGCCUGGACAGAAAGGCAGGAGUGAGAUCUGGACUCACUGAAUCCCUGAGGACAGAUGGCACCCACGCCCCCAAACCCCCGCCACCGAAGGACUUGAGCUGUGUACAAGCCCUGCGCCGUGAGGUGGAUCAGUGCUGUUCACAGAGUGAGCGUUUGCCAGGGAACAGAGUUAGGAGGAAAGGGAGAGACAAAGGGGGUCUGCGUUCUACCUCCAGAGGGCUGUUAGCUCCUCUGAGAGACGUUCAAGGGCAGGAGGGAGCCUCAACGUAUAAUCCAUGGCUGGAGGAGGGGAACGGCCUGAGGCGUCGCAUCCGGCAGACCAGGGUGGGACCUGGACUCCUGGAGCUCCUCUCAGCCCUCCAUGGCCCUGUCUCUGGGUACAGGCAGCCGUGGACUUGGGAGAGAGGGAUGGGAGCCACCGGAGCUGCCUUCUCUCUCUCCUGGAAAUCAGUGGUAAGCUGGUGGGCUCAUUUAUAGGAGGUAAAGUGGAGUCCCUUCACCUGGGUUGGCUCCAGGACCCAAGGAGAUGGCAGAACCUGGGCUAGGAGCCAUAUCAAGGUGACUUUGGGGACCACAGCGAUCCCCAGCGGUCACAGAACUCAGCUCCUGUAACAGCAGGACAGCGGUGUCUUAUCCCAGAUGUUCCAGCCCUCAGAUGGAGCUCCCCAGACGUUCCACCCCCUCCAGGGGCCAUCAGAGAGGGUGGAGCCAGGUUAGCUUGGAAUCUGUCCACCCUUCCUGUCCCUCACUGCUGUCCCCCUGCUCCCAGGCCGGCUCCACCAGCCUUCAUCCUCUCGUCUUCACUCUGUCCUUCAGAGGAGGCAGAAGAAACAGUGGAAAGAAGCAUCCAGCCCAGUGGGAAGCCAGGGGUUGGAGAAGGUGCUACGUCCCUCUUCUCAUCAAUAUCCAAAGUGUGGAGGAGGUGCCCCACCCCCCGCCUCACUGUUCUACACGCCAUCACUUACACAGCACUGGAGGAACUGGGGCUCCACCAGGAGGAGGAGUCUUCCCACCAUCUGCCCCACACACACCCUCCCACCCCAACAUCCAGUCCCCCGGGGUUGGCACCCUAUCCUCCCGUUCCCUCCCACCCCUAUGGCUGUGAAUGACGGGACUGAUCCCACGUGUGUUUUCCAUUGAAGUUAAUUUAAUGGACUUGCAGCUUCAUUUGUCAGUCGUGCGUUGGCCAUCUCCAUCAGUGGCAGGAUGUGAGUGGCUGCCUGGCUCAACUCAAGGGCCCCCGCGGGGCCCCCUAAGGAGGAGCAAAAGGAUGGUGGCUUUCCUGAGGUCUCCCUGAAAUGAAUGUAUUUCUUCCCCCAAAAGAGCUGAUAUUUAAUGUUUUAAUAAGGAUUUUUGAGAAACAAAUAACCUUAUUUAUAAUCUGGGUGAUCCAAUCAUUUUUUACUCCCUUUUGAUGCCAUAGGUAGAGGAAAGUCUAGCUUUUUUGGCGUGAGACUUUUGCAACGUGAAGUGGGAUAAAAUACAUUUCCUGUUCUGGUUCACUUUUCUUGUUCACAUGCACACUCUUCCACUUAUCACUUUGGACAGGCAUCCCACCCCAGCACAGGCACACCUGCACACAUGUGCCCACACAUCCUCCUCCCAGCCCCCUCCACCUGCCUAAUUAAUGUUAUGCAACCUCUUCUGAUGUAUCCACCAAACCAGUACUGAAUGUGGCCGAGUUUUCAGUAAACCUUAUUACCUACCAUAAUUCUGGCACGCGAUUCUCUUUUUCUGUGAUUAGGGGUUAGGGGGACCCUGGACCAGAGAAAAUUUGGAGGCCUCAGCAUACUCCUUGUUGACCUGAAUACCCAUGAAAGGACCAAGGAAGAAGGCUUUCUGGGUGUCCUCAGUUUACCUCUCUGGGGAGGACGACGGCCAAGUUCAGUACACUCAGCGCAGACGUGUCUGCUCCAAGACAAAGAGAUGAAGGAGGGCAGACAGGAGGAGGCUCUGCACUGCCCUCUCCUGGCAGGCUGCCCCCAUAGCAGGGGAGCUCUUCCAACACACUCUACCCUCAAAGCCCCUUGCUUUUCCGACCUCCAUCCAAGCUGGGGCCACCACUGCCCCUCCCCCAGCCCUCACAUGCCCUAUCCCUCAGGUGAAAGGUCCCGGGAAUCAGGAAGGAGAGGCAGUCUUGACUGCCACAUUGAAUCCAGGAGCUGUGUCCAGAGCGUAGCCUGCCCUUUGAACCCCAUAAUUCAGCACUCUAUUCCCUAGGGCGGGAAGAAAGUUAGAGGCAGCUAUCUCCCCAACUAAGUGAGAGGCAGUCUUUCAUGUUACUUUCAACCUAGAGGUUUCCUUAUCUGGGCCCUGUACUGGGGUAUCGGUUUAGAAGCAGGAGGGAGGGUUCCUUGUUCCCGUUCAAAAAGGCUGCAGAGUUCACGCUUACCCGUGGACACCCUCUGGCCAGGCUGAAGAUGGGAAAGGGAGUGAUUCCACAGGCAAAACGGAUCUCCACGCAGCGUGGAUAGCGGUUCCCUGGGUCACCGCCCUCCCAGAGCCCAGCCCCCAGUCACACCUGGAGAUUCUGCAAACACAGCAGAGACGCCACCCCUGGGCAUUGAAAAAAGUCUCAAGAGCCACAGGACGGUGAUACCUGGAACCUCACCUUCCAGAGCCAGGAAGACAGCUUUCAAAGCAGUGAUUUCCAAGGAACACAGUCUUAAAAGAUAUGCUAUCCAAAAAAAAAAAAAAAAAAAAUUCCACAGCCUAAUUAGUCUAGGAUGAACUGCAUAUCAUAUUUUGAUAGAGGAGUUUCAUAAUGUGCAUUAGUACAUUAAAGCCUCUGAGAAGUCCUGCAGGAAAGAAACCUGUCUCUGUUUAACAUGUUCCCCAAAUUUAUCUUUUUUUUUCAAGUAAUGUCUAUUCAAUUAUACUAGUUACACACAAAACACAUUUUAGGAAACACUACUCUCAGAAAUUACAGUGGCCUACCCCAGCCUCUCCCACCCCUUCCUAAGUGUUUCUCUCAAGUUCCACCAUCUUUUACACAAUGCUUCUAACUAAAAAGUGGUUUCCUAAAUCAUUUGAGAUGUGGGUGGUUGUGUUUUGAGAAGGCAGCAGGCUCUGUCUGUGCAUGACCCCAAUCCUAUCCAACCCACGGAGAAGACGUGCCACAAUCCAUGCAGAAGUAAGAGAUGGGACAAUGCGGGGGUGGGGGUGGGGGAGAGGUUCCUUUACCCCCAAAAUGGAGCUGUGGUAUCAGGGCCCUGGGAAAUGUUCAGACUAACUUUUAGCCCCAGCCCUGAGCCCAUCAGGGAUGAACUGAUUGGAGAUUCCUGCUCAGGGAAGUUCAUGACCAGAGCUCAACUUCCUUGGCCAUGGGACCUCUCUGCUGCCUUGGAUGUGACCAGAUGAGGGCAGUGACUGUCACACUGCAGCCGGCACGAACUCAUUCAUUCAUGUAUUAAUUGAGCGCCGACUCUGUCCCAGGCAGUUCUAGAUACUGAGGACAUAACUGUGAUCAACAAAGACAUAGUUCUUGCCUUCAGGGAAUUCACAUUCUAGGGGAAGAUUGAGACUGAAGUGAGCUCCUAACAUCCCCAUAAUGGAUGAGUUAUGAUCGCUUCCUAGGACAAUGACCUCAAAUUUGAUCAUUCAGAGCUGUGUACAGGAGACACUCAGGUCAAAUUCAGCUCACGGUCAUGUUUUGUCUGGACCAUAUAUUGUUUUGUAAAAUUUGGGGGCCAACAUUUAAGUUAGAAGUUUGCACAUAAAAAUUCAGAUUCCUGGUUUCUCUUCAAAAAUCGGGCAAUCAGGCAACUCGGGACCUAUAUUCCCACCCGGCUACAGCUGAAUGUAGUUGAGUCACUGCCGCCCCCAUGAUGUGGCCUCCAGGUCGUCAUGACAAUGGCAACUCAUGUGAUCCCCCACCGGGAAGGCUGAGGGUCAUUUGUUAUUGGGCGGCCGCUCCUUGGAUGGCUCAUUGACUAAUUAAGCUUCCUCCUCCCUUUUAUUCUUUUCCUUUUUUGCCUUUCCCUCCAAUAUUUGAGUGGUUUUUUUAAAAAGGACAAUAUAGCUUUAUACGCAUUGCUCUAUCGAGAGUGAAGGCGGCACAUCACUGGUGGCGCAGUGGUUGAGAAUCCGCCUGCCGAUGCAGGGGACACGGAUUCAAGCCCUGGUCCGGGAAGAUCCCACAUGCCACAGAGUGGCUAGGCCCGUGCGCCACAACUACUGAGCCCGCAAGCCACAACUACUGAGCCUGUGCACCUAGAGCCCAUGCUCCGCAAGAGAAGCCACCGCAACGAGAAGCCCGUGUACCGCAACGAGGAGUAGCCCCCGCUCACCG
Messenger RNA from Globicephala melas (long-finned pilot whale), 7651 nucleotides. RefSeq names its product PBX/knotted 1 homeobox 2 (gene PKNOX2). The record is from RefSeq and is a predicted model, not a curated record. Lineage: Eukaryota; Metazoa; Chordata; Mammalia; Artiodactyla; Delphinidae. Gene Ontology annotation, molecular function: RNA polymerase II cis-regulatory region sequence-specific DNA binding. Gene Ontology annotation, biological process: regulation of transcription by RNA polymerase II.